Lasiodiplodia theobromae is the source of this 1629-nucleotide messenger RNA. Its product is annotated as C4-dicarboxylate transporter malic acid transport protein. NCBI's taxonomy places the organism in Eukaryota, Fungi, Ascomycota, Dothideomycetes, Botryosphaeriales, Botryosphaeriaceae. Bases 1 to 1629 code for a protein of 542 amino acids. The record is from RefSeq and is a predicted model, not a curated record. Gene Ontology annotation, biological process: malate transmembrane transport. Gene Ontology annotation, cellular component: membrane. Gene Ontology annotation, molecular function: malate transmembrane transporter activity. The transcript has 3 exons.
AUGGCCCAAUCUCGCUCUCCUUUCUCGACGGGAGAGCCCAGCCCACUUCCCUCGCCAGAGCAGCCUGGCAAUCACCCUUUCACCUUUGCUAUCUCGCCCGAGGCCUCGUCCCGCUCGUCUUCGCCCCCGGCUCACACUCAUCGCGGCUCCACCGUGCAUUGGUCUGAUGAGAACAGCGCCGCAGAUGCCAUGGCCUCGUCGCAGAACGGCAUCAAGGUCCAGGAGGACGCCGACGACAUGAGCGAGAAGGAGGCCCCGCUGCGCUUGUCUCUGAGAGAACGUCUGCGCCACUUUACCUGGACCUGGUUCACCAUGACCAUGGCCACGGGGGGCAUUGCCAACGUGCUACACACUGUCCCUUGGCGUUUCAACGGCCUGUACGAAAUUGGAUGCAUCUUCUUCAUUUUGAACAUCGUGCUCUUCAUAUUCAACGUCUUCAUGAUCAGCAUGCGUUUCUACCUAUAUCCCUCGACCUUUCGCGCCAGCUUCCUCCACCCCACCGAAUGCCUGUUCAUUCCCGCUUCCGUCAUUAGUUUCGGCACCGUUCUUCUAAACAUAUCCCAAUACGGCGUAGACUCGACAGGCCCUUGGCUCGAAGACGCUAUGGUCGUCCUUUUCUGGCUAUACUGUGGACUGGCUAUUGUCUUCUCUUGCGGCAUUUAUCUUAUCAUGUGGUCAACCCAGACCUUUACCAUUUCGAAAAUGACACCAGUAUGGAUCUUCCCCGCCUAUCCCCUUCUGAUCGUUGGCCCCCACGCUGGCAAUCUGGCCAAGAAAACCGUUGCAGAACGUUCACUCGAGAUCAUCGUCGGAGGAGUCGUCCUGCAGGGCAUUGGCUUCAUGGUCUCGCUGAUGAUAUACGCUGCCUUUCUCUACCGCUUGAUGACCCAGAAGCUACCACGCGAGUCCCUUCGCCCCGGUAUGUUCAUCUCGGUUGGUCCGUCUGGCUUCACCAUCUCCGGCUUGAUCACAAUGGGCCAAACCCUCCCCAGUUGCGUGCCCGAUUCCUUCAUGGGCGACGGCAAGCUCGCCGGACAGGUCAGCAAGAUUCUCGCCAACUGGGCCGGCCUUUGGCUGUGGGGGCUGGCCCUCUGGUUCUUCUUCGUAUCCGUCGGCGCACACGCCAGUCCGGCCACGCGCCGGCGGAUGGACUUCGCCAUGACCUGGUAUUCGUUCAUCUUCCCCAACACGGCCCUGACGACGGCCACCUUCUCCGUUGCCCAGGCGCUGGACAACAACCGCCCCAUCAACAUCGUCGGCUGCGUGCUGACCGUCGGCCUGAUCCCGCUCUGGCUCUUCGUGGCCUACAUGCAGGUGCGCGCCGUGCUGACCCGACAGAUCCUCUGGCCGCAGAAGCAGGAGGACCGUGACGAGGGAGGCUUCAAGGAGACGCCCCAGCACGGCCAGACCCGUGACGAGCGCCGCCGCGAGCGCGUCGUCGAGCAGCUGGACAACGAAGAGCCUUACCGCAGCGCCAUUCCCGGUCCCGCCCCGACUCCCUUCAUGCGCACCCCCUUCGCAAGCAACACGAAUCUUCCUGCCCAGAUGCAGGCCGAGCAACAGGCCCAGAUGUCGGAGCGCCUGAGCAAAGGUCUGCACAGAAGAAAGACAGAUUUGUUGAUGCCUUGA